Priapulus caudatus is the source of this 1017-nucleotide messenger RNA. RefSeq lists its product as uncharacterized. The record is from RefSeq and is a predicted model, not a curated record. The coding region runs from base 142 to 1017 and encodes 291 amino acids. The transcript has 7 exons. Lineage: Eukaryota; Metazoa; Priapulida; Priapulimorpha; Priapulimorphida; Priapulidae.
UGCAUUAAUAUUAAUAAAUAAAAACAAUGGCAAAGACUCGAACAGUCUAGCUAAGGCCUAGGUCGCUAGAUUUAUCUGUGUUUCAUCAAAUCGAUGCAGUGGAAUUGCGUGCUACUGUCUCUUAGUUCUUCUACCUGAACCAUGAGUAUUUGCGGAUUGGAUGGCCAUGCAAGAAAUGAGAUGAAGUCAUGUCUGACCAUAGGAGAGGAGGGAAUGUAUGCUACACUCAAGGAGGAUCUUACCUCCACUGCUAUCAACACAUGCCUUCACAAUUUGUGCCCUGAGGCACUGGAUAGGAUGUAUAAGAUGAUAAAUACUAGUGAAAAGUGGAAAAUGUUUGCACAUUUCUUGAUUAACUGUGAUCAAGUAGACAUUGAUGUAUUGGCAGCGAAACCAGCAGAUGAGAGAGCUGCUGAAAUAAUGAAGGUCUAUGCAUCACCUCAUUACCAGGAAAGCAAUAAUUUGCACAGCCACACUCAAAGGGUCAUCGACGUGCUAAGAUGCAUAGAACACUGGGACAUUUUGAGGUUCAUGUUACCACAUUUUAAGGAACUCAUCUCUCAACUUUAUAAUGGAAAAAGGUGCUGCAAAUCCGUGCAAUGCAGUGAUUCACAUGUGCUAAGUCCAAUCGACGGUUUACAAGACCCAAAAGCACAUGUGAGGAAAUACCUUCAGAAGUUUGAGUCACCCCGAGUGCUCGUCCUCCACACGUUGGAGGCGCCCCCUGGUGACGUGGAGGGACUUGUGCGCCAGAUUCGCACGUGGUGGCCGCGCGCCAAGGCUGUGAGCCUCGGCGAGCUGGAGCCGGCCCAGAGCGUGCGCUGCAUCGAGUGCGUCAAGCGGUUCUACGCGGAGCUGUUCCACGAGGUGGACCGGGUGCUGUUGCUGAUUACUCCGCGUUGCGGCGAAACGUUCGACGCGGGACGCCCUCUGGAGAAUCCCAUCACCAUCGACGACGUCGCCAAGUACAUUUACGAUUUGAUGCAGGUGCGCCAUCGACUGUGGUGUGCUGCUUAG